AAUCAGAGCGGGUGACGCGCAGCAGAGGACUUACAUAAAAACCUCCGGCGGCUUUUCUUUCUCUUUUUAACGUAGAAAAGUUUCUGCAUUUGUUGGAAUUACUGCGGAAACGUAAAAACUCUGGGAAUAUGAAAGCUUGGGAAACUUGGUUAGCGUCUUAAGGGCGUCUGGAUGAAACGACACACUCUUUCUCUUUUUCUGUUUUCUCUUUUUUUUAAUCUCAGAGGCGCAUGAGAGGCGAACCAAAGCGAGGACUGCGGGGAUUUUACUCCUUUAUUUUUAGUUUUCUCUGGAUUUCUUGUGUGUGUGUGUGUGUCGGGGAGACGUCCACACACGGCUGGAGCUGCUCACACUUUACGUAAAGCUGGGCUAAAAUAAAGAAACCAGGUCGCUUUUCGAGACUUUAUCCGCUCUGAAGUCACCAUGCUCGGCAGCACGGCGCUUUACGCAGCGAAGAAACGGAAGAAGCCGGUCCAGAAAAUCCCCAAGCCGCCGCCUCCCGAUGGCGCCAAGUCGAACCCGUCCAAGCGUCACCGCGACCGGCUGAACGGCGAGCUGGACAAGCUGACCAGCCUGCUGCCGUUCUCGGAGGAGGUGCGAGCCCGGCUGGACAAGCUGUCCGUCCUGCGGCUCAGCGUCGGAUACCUGAAGGUCAAGAGCUUCUUCAACGCCACCAUGAAGAAAGGCCCCAACGGCUGCAGCCUCCCAUUCGCCGGCCCCGCCCAGGCCCCGCCCCCUCCGUCCAGCGGCCCCGCCCCCUCCUCCUCCUCCUGGCUGGUGACCUCCAUGGACGGAGUCAGCUUCUCCGAGGGAGACCUCCUGCUGCAGGCUCUGAACGGCUUCGUGUUGGUGGUGACGGCUGAGGGCUACAUCUUCUUCACGUCGCCCACCAUCCAGGACUACCUGGGCUUCCACCAGUCGGACGUGGUCCAUCAGAGUGUGUUUGAGCUGAUCCACACAGAUGACCGGUCUCUGUUCAGACGGCAGCUGCACUUCGCCCUGAAGCCGGGCCCCGGCGAGCAGAGCGCCGGUGACGGCGGCGGCGUGGUGACCUACGACCCCCAGCUCAUGCCUCCAGAGAACUCCUCCUUCCUGGAGAGAAGCUUCUGCUGCCGCUUCCGCUGCCUGCUGGACAACUCGUCCGGCUUCCUGGCGCUGAACUUCCACGGCCGUCUGAAGUUCCUGCACGGUCAGGGCUGCAUGUCGCAGGACGGCACGCUGCUCCCCCCGCAGCUCGCCCUGUUCUGCAUCGCCACGCCGGUGCAGCCGCCCUCCAUCCUGGAGAUCCGCACCAAGACGCUCAUCUUCCAGACCAAACACCGGCUGGACUUCGCCCCGCUGGGCAUCGACACCAGAGGGAAGGUGGUGCUGGGCUACAGUGAGACGGAGCUCUGCAUGAAGGGCUCGGGCUACCAGUUCAUCCACGCUGCAGACAUGAUGUACUGCGCCGACAACCACCUGCGAAUGAUUAAAACAGGAGACAGUGGUUUCAACGUCUUCCGGCUGCUGACCAAAGCGGGGACGUGGAUCUGGGUGCAGGCCAGCGCCCGGCUGGUCUUCAAAGCGGGGAAACCAGACUUCAUCGUGGCCAGACAGAGAGCUUUGACGAAUGAAGAGGGUGAAGAACAGCUUCGGCUCAGGCGGCUCCAGCUGCCGUUCAACUUUGCGACAGGAGAGGCGGUGCUGUACGAUGUCAGCAUGUCCCUGGACGUCCCCAGCUCGUGCUCCGCCCCCAAACAGAAGAAGCUGGACGAUCUCUCCAUCGACCCCAACUCCCUGCUGGGCUGCAUGCUGAGCCAGGACCAGGGCAUCUACUGCCAACACAACAACGACAACACCCUGAACUCCCUCAACGACGCCGCCUUCGAGGACACCCACGCCCUGGUUAACGUUCCCGGGGACGCCAGGCAGCACCCUUCGCCCAAGCCUGUGACGAGCCUGGUCAAGGCCGAGGGCACGGUGCAGGACAUGAUGGAGACCCUGCAGCAGAUCCUUGGGGAGAAUGAUCUCACCACCAGCCUGGAUGUGGACCCCGAGGAGCUGAAGGACUGGGAAAACACACUGCUGAAAAUGAGCAGCACCCCGUGCGAAGUGAGCGAAGACCUGGACGAGCUUCUCAGCAAUGACAUCUUGUCGUACGUAGAGGAGCAGCUCAUAAAGGAGGGCGGGCUGAAGCUGCCAGAUCAGCUGGACGAUGUACCAGUCUGCCUCCCAAGUUUGGACCUCCAGACCCAGGAUCCUGUCCAAGGUGGAGAGCAGAGCUUCGGUUGGCUUGAGGAACCCCAGAACCAGCUGAUACCCAAUGGAGGGCAGAUGGUGGCUGAGAAACAGACUCCCAUCUCGGGGAGGAUGAAGCUCACCCACGUGGGCCCUCCUCAGCUGAGCUCUGCAGGGUUAAAUGGUCCAACACUUCAGCAGAUUGCCGCGCAAAACCCCUUCACCCCCUCCACCGGUCUUCAUUCUGAACUCAGCAGUGCAGGUAACCUGGGCACUCCGGGGACCUUUGACCCCUUGCUGGCGGACUCUUGCGCCCAGACACAGAACCAAUUGAGAAACUUGCAUGUCACCACCAACAACAACAGCCUUGGACUGUGUUCUCUCAGGCAAACCUCAGCCAAUCAGCUUCACUCCAACCAAAUAGUUCAGCCAAUCCAGAACCACCUACAGAUGAGAAUGUCUGAUCUACCGAUUGGCCUCCAUAACCAAAGCUCAGAGACGCUGUUAAAUCCCAUGUUCCCCUGCCAGAGCAGCCAGUGGAUCUCCUCCGUCCCCAACUCAAACCAAACCGACAACUUUGUAGAAACAUACACCCCAAAUAUUUCAAUUCAGUCGGAUUUUAAUCCAGAUCCUUCCUCCUCUAGCUGCUUACAGGGUCACUUUGCACUUCAGACACAAAACGGUGAGAACCAGAGACAGUCUUGGCCGCUUGAGCAGCAACAGCAGCAGCUGCCAACUUUGAUUUCAAAUGGACACCACCACACGGGCGGCUUCCACAACCCGGCGUCAGGAUUUCAGAGGAGUCCUCUCCAAACGGGCAUCGCGCCCCAGACCUCUGUGAACUGCAGGCCGACAUUCAGGCCUCCAAACACCGCAGGCAUGCGGUUUCCUGCCCAGCAGGAAAUGGAGCCCCCGGCUCUGGUGCCUUCCAGCAGCUGUAUGUUCGGAGGUGCCACCCCCUCGGUGCCCGUCAACGGAGUGCAUCUCAACCAGAGACUGAGCACCACCAGCAACCAGACUCCCUCCAAGACCUCCUGCUACUACCAGAGUCUUCCUGGUAGUGGAUCGGUGGCAGGGAUGGGUGUUAUCUCACAGGUGACUCCUGACGUUGGGCUGUCCUGCCAAGGCCUCGACCCGGACGGCCUCCUGGUGCAGCAGCAGCAGCAGCCGUACCUCAACUUCAGUGAGCAAACCCAGAUCAAGAGCCGUCCAAUCAUAGGGAACGGAGGGUUCCCCUUCCCCUCGCUGCCCAACGGGAACACGUAUUACUCAGAGAACAAAUAGGAACCGGUUUAGGAACCAAAAGACUGCUGUCUCUAAACACACAAGGAACAUGGACUGAAACUGAGGAGACGAAUCAGGAUGCCUCCUUCUCUUUCUCCAG
This is a messenger RNA of Myripristis murdjan (pinecone soldierfish), 3601 nucleotides long. Its product is annotated as aryl hydrocarbon receptor-like. The transcript has 11 exons. Gene Ontology annotation, molecular function: nuclear receptor activity; protein dimerization activity; transcription cis-regulatory region binding. The record is from RefSeq and is a predicted model, not a curated record. NCBI's taxonomy places the organism in Eukaryota, Metazoa, Chordata, Actinopteri, Holocentriformes, Holocentridae. The coding region runs from base 424 to 3501 and encodes 1025 amino acids. Gene Ontology annotation, biological process: response to xenobiotic stimulus; xenobiotic metabolic process; regulation of transcription by RNA polymerase II. Gene Ontology annotation, cellular component: nucleus; aryl hydrocarbon receptor complex.